Molecule: messenger RNA, 1461 nt
Organism: Eriocheir sinensis (Chinese mitten crab)
Lineage: Eukaryota; Metazoa; Arthropoda; Malacostraca; Decapoda; Varunidae
Gene: Mt2
Product: tRNA (cytosine(38)-C(5))-methyltransferase-like
Exons: 6
Coding region: 302-1450 (382 amino acids)
Molecular function (GO): methyltransferase activity
Source: RefSeq, a predicted model, not a curated record
CGGCGGGGGGGGGAGGGGGGUGUAGGUAACCAUGGAGGUAGAAUUUAUGGAGUCGACACGGCCCGCUAAUCCCUUUCAUUGAGGUGAAGCCGACGAACUGUCAAACUUACAGCUAAAAGAUAUGGGUUGGUGAGCCUGGCCGAGCCCAUUAAGAGGGAGCCUGACCUGACAACACCUGACAUCUGCCCGUAAAAAUGACAGCUCGGGUGGAUGAUGUCGACUCCACCAAUUCUACCUCCAUGCAGGUAACCCAGCACCCAGCACCAGCCACGCCUCCACCAGAUCAGGUAAUCUUCAAGAGAUGCUGAAAAUCCUGGAACUGUACAGUGGGAUAGGAGGCAUGCAGGCAGCAGCCCAAGAGAGUGGGCUGCCCUUCCAAGUAGUGGCGUCCUAUGAGAUCAAUCCCUCAGCCAUGGAUGUGUACUGCAAGAACUUCCCUGGCAGUAGCAAGCCACAUAACAUCCUGGGACUUUCCUUGGAAGAGCUGACCAGACUUCAUCCAGACAUCAUCAUGAUGAGCCCACCCUGCCAGCCAUUCACAAGGCAGGGUUUGAAGCGAGAUGCGGAGGAUGCACGGUCCUCGUCAUUCCUGCACCUGGUGGACCUUCUGCGAAGAGUCCCGCAGCCCCCCAGAAUGAUCCUGCUGGAGAAUGUGGCAGGCUAUGAGACCUCCCAGACCAGAGAGCAGCUGGUGGACAUGCUCCUCCAUAGGGGUUAUGCUUGGCAGGAAUUCCUGUUAUCCCCUACCCAGUUUGGAGUCCCCAACUCUCGCUUGAGGUACUACAUGUUGGCAAAGCUGUCUGAGGAGCCAUUCACUUUUACCACGAGCCCGGAGGUGCUGACUGAGUUUCCAUACUGCCUUUGUGUACAAAGUCAAGCAUUCCUUGAGUCACUCGGUGAACCCUGCUGUCGGUGCUCUAGACCUGUUAAGCCGUCACUUCAAUUGCUUCACCAUAAGUUUCAUUCUUACCAUCAUGGAAGUUCUCCAACAAACAACUUAUCAUCUGAACUUCCAUCGCUCUCCAGUUAUCUCGAUACUGAGAUUGACCUUGAUGGUUUCUUGUUGUCAGAUAAAGUUUUAAAAAGGUAUUAUAUGUUAUUAGACAUUGUUACUUGUAAGUCUCAAAGGUCUUGUUGUUUUACUAAGGGUUAUGCACAUUAUGUUGAGGGAACAGGAUCUGUUGUGCAGCACAAUACUCAGGCUGACAUGUCAGAGAUCUACUCAAAAGUACAGACAUUAAGUGAAGACGACCCACUGAGAAUAGAGUUGUUGCAUCAGCUUCAGUUGAGGUAUUUCACUCCUGAAGAGGUGACUAGACUAAUGUGCUUCCCACCCUGGUUCACCUUCCCUCCCACAACAACAAAGAAACAGAGGUACAAACUGCUAGGGAACAGCAUAAAUGUCUUAGUUGUUGCUUCUCUUCUAAUAGCCUUAGUUGAAAAUAAAUAAGAUAUCUACAA